CAUAUUCUAAAGAUCAGCCGCAUAUACAUAUAUAUACCAUUCACUCCGUACUUUAAUAAUAAUAUCCAACUUUUAUGAUAUCCAUAUAUUUUUUAAGGAAUAAAUAAUAUUCAAAGACAGUGAUUAUUAAACACGGCAAUUAUUAAAUUUCAUCAUUAGGAUAAAUCAUGCGUUUCUUCGUGUGUUUUGCUAUAUUUAAACAACCAUGAUUUCAGCAAAUUUUCUUGGCAUUUUAACUUCUCGUCUAACUCGACAGGUAAGACUAGCACCGAAUCGAGAUAGAAAUUUUGAAAGAUAUGCAUUAUCGGACGUCGACAUAUUAAGCCCAAAAGUGGCUAAAACAUAAACCAUUCGUUUUCAUUUUAAUACGGAUACGGCUAUCAAAAAUUUUUCAAUUGUACCAAAGAAUACUCCUACAGAGAGCUGAGUAAACGGAUGUAAACAAACCUCGCCGCUGACUUCUCACAGCAUAUCCGUGACGUACUAUUUGAUCGUUAGCGCAAGUCCAGUUAUGUGGUAAACUUGUCUAACGACCAUAUGGUUUGCUUUCUGAAUUGCUAAUAAUCUAGACAUGUAAAUACAUGAGUAUAUUUUAAUUUUACUGGAGCGUGUGUUUCAUACUUUUGUUUUUGUAUCAUUGAAAAGUUCAGAAGCUAUCAAAAUGGAAGAUAUUUUAGCAAAAAUUAUGAAGGAUGCUUCUACAACAAAACAUCCUUAUGUUAAACAGUCAUGUUUAGAAUCACAAGAAUUGUUAGCAAAUCAGCAUAGUUUGAUGCGGUCUCCACCAUAUGAAGUAAGAUCUAAAUGCUUAGACACCCUUCGCCUGGCUUUGGAAUCAAAACAUUCAAAACUCAUGAAUCAUGCAUUAAAUGGCUUCCAGCGAAUGAUAUGGGAUAAAAGUUUUCAGUCAGUAUUUGAGAGUGAUAAUGAAGAAAACUGGCUUCCUAUACAGCUAAUGAGAUCAGUAGCAUCACUUCAUACGCAUUCUGAUGAUAUUCAAAUGGAGAUAUUAAAAAUAUUACUAAAUAUGACUAGCACUCAUGGACAGAAUUUAACAUCUCAUUCAAUAAUCAUGUUAAUAACUUUAUGCUUGGAAGCAUACGGCACUAACACAGCUGGUGUACGAACAGCUGCCCAGGCAACCAUAAAUCAAACUUUGACAUCAUUUUGCAUUAUGUUACAAGAGACAGAUGGAAGCAUUGAGGAUCAAGUUGAUGAUUCUGAUGGAGAAAAUGGAUUUAACUUGCUUGAAAGUGUUACAGAAGAGUUAUAUCCAGUAUUGCAUUUUACUUGUGAAAAAUUGAAAGAUAUAAAUUGCACCAGAGGGAAAAUUGGUGCUGCUUUGUUAUUGCAGUGCAUCUUGUCAGUGCUAAAAAAUAUCAGAAUUGAUAUUUAUCAUAGCUCAGAUUUUGUUAAUUUUUUAUGGCAAGAGUUAUGUCCUUUACUUGUUGCUCUUUUGGGCUCUCCAAAAACAGAUAAGAAUAUUGUUUCAUCCCAGAAAAGUAUUGAAGGAAAUGAAAUUGGUAGAGGUUCUGGUGUUUUAGCUGCUGCACCUUCAUGUCAAAGUAUGGAGGCGAAGACAAUUUAUAGCAUUGCAAUUGAACUUGUUCGGCUAAUUGGCAGUGUGGGAUCUUUGCGGCCAGUUUUGGAAUCUCUUUUUCACCGAAUGCUUUUAUAUCCACCAGUCCAACACAGACUUGAGGCAUUAAAAGCUGUGAAAGAGUUAUUUUCAAAGCCAGAAUUAAUCCUUCAAUUAGCUGCUCCACCAUUAUAUGCCACAAGUGACAAAGAUUGGAUAUCCUUGGAUUUGGAUCUCAUUAAAAUUGCCAUUGACUCUCUUGGGGAAUGCUGCCAUAGUAGUGACAAUAGUGUAGUUUAUGCAAGUGUUAGUUGUGUUUUGGCUCUUCUGAAAAGUUUGGAAGAAAUCUGUUGUGGUGAUCAUAUGAAGGACGACUUGAUCACUUGCAUUAAUUCUCAGUUUAGAACUUUGGAGAGUUCUGAUUAUAAAGGGGCUAAAUCUGAGCGGUGGUUGAAAACUAAACUACGAUCUUUAAUUGUUGCAAAAGAAAAGCAGGAAAAUCAUGCUAAGAUAGACAGAACAUGUGUUUCAGCUUCUGCAGAAAAAUCAGAUGAAUCUGUUUUGCAAUCUGUAUGUUCUACAGAAAAAACAUCUGUUUCACCUUCUUCCGAGAACUCUGAUGAACCCAUUUCUGCAUAUCCUGCUGAAGAAUCAGAACCAGUUCUGCUUUCUACAGAAAAGUCUGAUCAACCUAAUGAGAACAACCAUUGUGUAGAAAAUACUUGUAAUCAUGAAAAUAUUGAAUCUGAAAUACCUAAGUCAAUAGAUAAUAAUAUUAUAAAAGAACAAAUUGAGAACUCUUAUUCUGUUGAUAGUACCAUUGAAGAGCAUCGUUCAGAUAAUUUCUCAGUCAUUUACUCUCAAAAUGAAAAAGUGAAAGAAUCUGAAAGAGCAUCCGAGAAUAUGCUUGAAGCUGGUGAUAAGCAAGCAGAUUUAUCUUCCAAUCCAUGCCAGGACAAUAUUUCUGUCUCUAACAUUUCUAAGAAGGAUGAUAAUAUCUGUAAUUUAACAUCUGAACCAGCCUUAAAUCUUCCUAUAGAAGAAAAUCCAUACCUAUUUAAUGAACCGAAAGUACAAGAUAUUGUUUCUCCUGUAACAGAAAGUGCAGAAGAUGCUCUUAAUUAUAUAUCUUCAAGUUCAAGUGAUAUCUUAAGUGAAGAAUUUGAUAAAAAUUCUGUUGAUGUAGAUGAUGAUCCAGAAGAAACAGAUCGCCUGAAAAAAAUACCCCGUACUUUAUUAGGUCAGGAAGAUGCUGGAAAAGAAGAACGAGAAAGAAUAGAAAAAUUAUGUUUAGCUAGGCUUGAAUUUGCACAGCAAGAACGACAAAAUGCUAGACAUUUUGUUCAAGUGCUUCAAUCCUUCCUUCCUGAUCUUCUCGCUAUGCGUAGUUCCAUUGAAGCAGAUCAAGCCAUGCAAGAAUUCUCCUCUAAAUACUGUGAAAGUUUUUGGCAAGAACAGCAAUCAGUGAAAGAGAAGAAUGCUGAUAUUGUAUCUCACAUAACAAUAUUGAAUGCAGAUGGCAUAUAUUUAGCAUUGUUUUCAGUACUUUUGUUAAAUUUAAAGCUGAUUCGAAAUAAUUAUUAUAAAGAUCCAACUAGCAAUCCACCUUUAACUGAACAACAGUUUAUUGAAGAAGUUCAUGGAAGUGGUGUAUUGGUGUAUCUGUCAGCUACAUGGCUUGCUGAAUUAUAUCAGCAAGUAUUAGCCAUUAAUAUGUUAGAAGAGGCUGGCUAUAAACCAGUAUCAUUGGAAAAUUCUGCUUUAGUGAACCUAUUAUCUGGUGUGCUCUUUGGUACUGAUGAUUGGUCGCAUAACAAUAUUUCAGAUGUAGAUGGAUUAGGAAAUACUUUGCCUGGAGCUCAGCAACUGUCUGACUACAGGCGACUUGAGAGAGCCAUUGUAAAUACUCAAAGCUCGCCCAAAAAGGAAGCAGGAAGAAAGUUUAGCCGAAGAAUUUUAACUUGCUGUUGGGAAACUGUUUUAGAAGUCUUGUCAGUUUUAUUAAAUGGAACUAACUCAUGUGGAAUAUCUAGUACAAUAGGUUUCCUUCUUGGAACAGAAGGAGCUAAAGAAGAACACAGAAAAACAAAAGAUGCUAUAGCUGAAAGUUUGGAUGGACUACAGAGAGCUGCAAAGCUCUGUAAUAUGCUAGGUUUGCAGUCCAGUUGUAGUGCAGUAUUUGCUCAAUUAGCUCUAGCCUCAUGCCCUUUAUCUGAAGAUGUUUUCCCUCAAAUGGCAUGCAAAGCAGAAUAUCGUCAGCAGUUUAAGAAAUCUUUAAUUCCUGGACGAAACAAGGCAUUACGUUUGCAUUGCUGUCAUAUAUUAAGCAUGGAUGUAAUCCUUAGCAGAGGUCUUGAAUUAGGAAGUCAUAGCCCUGAGUGCUGGAAAUAUGUGUUUCAGUGUUGCUUAUUUGUCCUGCAGUUAGAGAAUACUUACUUCAGUGGACAUGGGAAUAUUCAGUCUAUACUUUCACGCCCAGUGCUACCAUCUUUUAAUCAAACAAAUCAGAAUGAAUCUUCUGCAAUGUUAUCAGAUUCUUCUGGAAGUGAGUUAAGUUUAGCAACCAUGCCUGGGUCAUCAGCUCCUCAAAGACUAGAGGUUAGUGAAAUAAUUAAGCAAAAUCGUGGUUUUGCUCACUCAUCUGAUGUAAUCAAAGAUCAACAGUUGCUAGAAGCCAUUGAGGCUCUGUCACAACAAGUCGAUAGGUUAUUUGAAGAGGCUGCUAGCAGAUUAAAUCUUUCAGCUUUGAUUAGUUUUCUGGUUGAAUUAUGUGCUGCAAGCCAAGUGCAACUGUUUACUCAAAAUUACACAAAGUCCACCUCUUCAUGUAAUCAUGGUAGUAACCUUCUUCUCUAUCAUUUGGGUGAUGUAAUGUUGAGAUGUGCCAGAGGAGGCAGGCCAUUGAUACAUGUUAUGAAAGCAUGGAGUGUAGUUGCUCCACAUUUUGUUGAGGCAGCUUGCCAUAAAGACAGUGUAAUUGCGAAGAAAGGUGUAACAACUAUCCAUGAUAUUGUCAGUGCUCUCCUGUCAUCAAAUUCUGAACUCCCACAUUUUCAUUUUAAUGAAGCUCUGUUUAAGCCAUUUGAAAAUCUUCUUUGCCUUGAAUUGUGUGAUGCAGAUGUUCAAGAACAAAUAGUUAGUUCAAUAUGUGAAUUUGUGGAAGGAUGUACAACAGAAAUACGUUCAGGUUGGAGACCUCUAUUUGGAGCCUUGCGUGCUGUUCGAAUUCCAUGUUUGUCUUCCAGCACUACUGAAGCUGGCGUGGAACGAGAACAUAUUCACCAUCUGAGAGUAGUUUUGGAUGUUUUUGAAGCUUUUCUUGGAACAGAUAAUAUUUUUGUAUUUGCAUAUGCUGCUGUAGAUUGCCUUUUGUGUUUACUCAAGCAUGUUAAGGGUCCAACUGAGUUAGAGGAUUUAUCUUCAGAUUUAUCUGAUGAUGUUAACAGCCACAUCGUUCCUUUAGAUAUGUGUUUAGCAGCUUUAAGAUACCUUGAAAGAUGUUCUGCUAUUCUAGCUUCUAUGUAUACAAUGCCAACUUGUCCAGUUUUUAAUUCUGCCAACAGGAUCCAGCUACGUUCUGAACCCAACAUUGUAGAUUUUUUUAUACCUGGAAUGCAACUAGUGCAUUUUGAUGAUCCAAGCAGUAUUUCUAAUGAGUCUGAAGAUAAUAAAAGUGAGACUGCGAUAGGAAAAAUGAUGGAUGUUAAUGUUAUCAAACAAAUUGAAGUUCAAGUUACCCUUCAGAGUCUUGAUAAACACACUGGUAUUAUGCAUGUUUGGUUCCUUCUUCUGGAAGGCUUAGCUGGUGCAUUAGCUACUUGCCCUAAACGAUAUCAAUCACAUACUAUUGAAUCAUUGUUCAACAUGCUGCAACAUCUUAAAGAUGUUCCAGGUAUAUUUUGA
Molecule: messenger RNA, 5482 nt
Organism: Stegodyphus dumicola
Lineage: Eukaryota; Metazoa; Arthropoda; Arachnida; Araneae; Eresidae
Product: brefeldin A-inhibited guanine nucleotide-exchange protein 3
Biological process (GO): regulation of ARF protein signal transduction
Molecular function (GO): guanyl-nucleotide exchange factor activity
Source: RefSeq, a predicted model, not a curated record